CAGUCAGUCAGUUGAAUGCCGUUGGCGGACUUGGACGCGAGUCGAGCAAGCGCGUUCCCAUCGUUUUUUGUUUCCACUGCACGUUCUCACUGUUUAACUGAAAUUUUAGUGUUGUCGUUUCUCUGUUAAAUGUUUAUGACUGUCGCGUAACGGAUAUAAAGUGAUAACAACCCAACAGCGAGAUGACGGAAAAUGAAAAUGAUAUCAAGCCCGCUGAGGCAGGCGCUGUCGAGAAUACAUCCUUCACAGCGGAGUCGAAAGCCGAAUCAGUCCAAGAGUCUCCAGCCCCCACUGCUGCGGCAAGCGUAGAGCCAGCGAGCAAUGGCAAGUCUCUGGCAGAGCUAGACCGGAAGACGAAUGCCAUCGAACCAGAGCCCAGCAAUAACUUCAAAACUGUUGCCGAGGCGGAGGGCCAGCAGAAGAAAUUACCCUAUCCCAAGGCCGUAUUCUUUAUCAUCAGCAAUGAGUUCUGCGAGCGCUUCAACUAUUAUGGCAUGCGCACUGUCCUGGUCCUCUAUUUGAGUAGACAGCUGGGCUACUCAGACGACACGGCGACUGUGGUGUUCCACGUGUUCACAAUGUUCGUCUACUUCCUGUGCAUAUUCGGUGCUAUCAUUUCGGACUCAUGGCUAGGCAAAUUCAAGACAAUUUUGUACCUGUCGCUGGUUUAUAUUUGUGGAUCGGUGCUGUUGACCCUGGGCGCCAUUGGACCUUUGAGCCUGCCGGUGGAAACGUUUACGAUAUUGGGCCUAGCCCUGAUAGCGCUUGGAUCGGGGGGCAUAAAGCCGUGUGUCUCGGCCUUUGGCGGCGAUCAGUUCAAGGUGCCGGAGCAACUGAAGCAAAUCACUUCGUUCUUCUCGCUCUUCUACUUCUCCAUCAAUGCGGGCUCGCUCAUCUCGACGACCGUCACGCCCAUAUUGCGAGAGGAUGUGCACUGUUUCGAUGACAUCAAUUGCUAUCCAUUGGCCUUCGGAGUGCCCGCCAUCCUAAUGAUCAUAUCGGUGGUCGUCUUUGUCCUCGGCCGUCCACUCUACAAGAUUAAGCCGCCAGCUGGCAAUAUGGUGGUUCUGGUGAGCAGCACGAUCUGGACAGCAAUCACAACGAAGUGCAAGGAGAAGAAGACAAAUCCGCGCGAGCAUUGGCUGGAUUAUGCGGACAAGAAGUACGAUCGCAGAAUGAUCGAGGACGUCAAGGUGCUCAUGCGUGUGCUCUUCCUCUAUCUGCCGCUGCCUGUCUUCUGGGCACUGUUCGAUCAGCAGGGCUCGCGCUGGACCUUCCAGGCGACGCGCAUGGAUGGCGACAUGGGCUCCUGGGACUUGAAGCCGGAUCAAUUGCAAGUGCUCAACCCGUUGCUCAUCCUUAUCUUCAUUCCCCUAUACGAUGUCGCCUUCUACCCGGCCUUGCGUCUGAUUGGCAUACGUCGUCCAUUGCAAAAGCUUACCAUGGGCGGAAUCCUAGCUGGCAUUGCCUUUAUCAUUUCUGGCAUUGUCGAGCUCAAUCUGGAGAAAACCUAUCCCCAAUUACCUUACGGCCAGAAUGUGCAGCUGCGCAUCUUCAAUCCAGAGAGCUGCGCUUACACAUUCAAAACGAACCUUGAUUCCCUGGACUCCUGGAAGUUGGAGCCAUAUAGCAUGCAGGUGGAGAAGCACAUCUAUGUGAAAGACAAAGUUGAGCUAAAAUAUGAGAUCAUCGGCACGGAUCCCGCUUGUCCAGAGUACAAGGCUGGCACGCAGGUGCUCACGGAAAACGCUGCCUGGUCGCUGUUCCUCAAUGCGCGCAAUGAGACGGUACCCGGCUCAGACUCUUUCUGGCUGAAGGAUUACGUCAACAAGCCCUCGGACAGCUACCCCCUGGUCCGUACUCUCGCCAAGGUGCAACAGCAGCGACGCAUCGUGUGGAAGAGCAACAAGGAGCAGUACGAGUACAAUGCGAAUGAGACGAACCUGGUGCGAGUCGCCUCUGGCGACUACGCCGUCUCCAUUGACAACAAGCUAGUCGGCCAGUUCAGCGUCCACACAGGCGGCGUUUACACUCUGCUCAUCAAUGAAGUCAAUGACGACUAUGCCCACAGGCUGGUUGAGGUCACGGAGCCCAACUCAAUGAACAUACUCUGGCUGAUACCGCAAUACGUGGUCAUGACCCUGGGCGAGGUCAUGUUCUCUGUGACAGGGCUGGAGUUCUCCUAUGCCCAGGCGCCGCCCAGCAUGAAGUCUGUGCUGCAGGCCUGCUGGCUGCUGACCGUGGCCUUCGGCAACGUCAUCGUCGUGAUCAUCGCCGAGGCGGCGCUCUUUGAAUCGCAGGCCAGCGAGUUCUUCCUGUUCGCCGGUCUCAUGUUCGCCGACAUGCUGCUCUUCAUGUUCAUGGCCUACAACUACAAGCCAAAUGAUCCUAACAAGAGCGAGGAGGUCGAGCCCUUGACCAACGGCGAGGGUCGCGAUAUACCACCCCUCGACAUGGGCAUCGAUAACAAGGCCCAAAGCAUUAAUGAGUAGAGCCCCCCGCUUCCCUUGUUGUGUAUAAUAGAAAGCUCUACCCUUAAUGCCUCCCCAUCCCCCAUU
Drosophila arizonae is the source of this 2558-nucleotide messenger RNA. RefSeq names its product peptide transporter family 1. Gene Ontology annotation, biological process: transmembrane transport; oligopeptide transport. The record is from RefSeq and is a predicted model, not a curated record. Gene Ontology annotation, molecular function: transmembrane transporter activity. Gene Ontology annotation, cellular component: membrane. Lineage: Eukaryota; Metazoa; Arthropoda; Insecta; Diptera; Drosophilidae.